This is a messenger RNA of Acanthochromis polyacanthus (spiny chromis), 1883 nucleotides long. RefSeq names its product serine and arginine rich splicing factor 5a (gene srsf5a). Gene Ontology annotation, molecular function: mRNA binding. The record is from RefSeq and is a predicted model, not a curated record. The coding region runs from base 128 to 1015 and encodes 295 amino acids. The transcript has 8 exons. NCBI's taxonomy places the organism in Eukaryota, Metazoa, Chordata, Actinopteri, Pomacentridae. Gene Ontology annotation, cellular component: nucleus; ribonucleoprotein complex; cytoplasm.
CUUCGCAGCGGUUCGCCAUUUUGAUCCAGUCGAGCAGCAGCUUCAGUUAAAGUUGCAGCAAAGCGGCGGUGAAAACAAACAACACAGGAGCACCUUUAUCAGGAAGAAAAAAACAGCAGAAGUCAACAUGAGUGGCUGUCGUGUCUUCAUCGGCCGUUUGAGCCCACACGCCAGAGAGAGAGACGUGGAGAAGUUUUUCAAAGGCUAUGGAAGAAUCCGGGAAAUCAACUUGAAGAAUGGAUUUGGCUUCGUGGAAUUUGACGACCACAGAGACGCAGAUGAUGCUGUGUACGAGCUGAACGGCAAAGAAUUGUGCAGUGAAAGGGUCACUAUUGAGCAUGCUCGCUCCAGAAGAGGAAGAGGCGGCGGCCCCGGUAUGGGACGUUUCGGCAGCAGCAGUAGCAGCUAUCGUCCAUCUCGCAGCAGUGGAUCCAGGUACGGCCCUCCUGUGCGAACCGACCACAGACUCAUUGUAGAGAACCUGUCCUCACGGAUCAGCUGGCAGGACCUGAAAGACCUGAUGAGAAAAGCAGGUGAAGUUACCUUUGUGGACGCUCACAGACCCAACAAAAAUGAAGGGGUGGUUGAGUUUGCAUCUCGCAGUGACAUGAAGAACGCCAUCUCCAAGCUCGAUGGGACAGAGCUGAAUGGACGCAAACUGAAGAUCUUUGAGGACAGCAGGAGUCACAGCAAGAGCCGCUCUCGCUCUCGCAGCUACUCCCGCUCCAAGAGCCGAUCCAGGAGCCGCAACCGCUCCAGGAGCCGCUCCAGGUCCAUCAGCCGGACCCCGGAGAAGAAGACGUCCGGAGGGGGGAAGGCCGGAGGCAGGUCCCCCUCCAGGUCCAAGUCUCGCUCCAAGUCCAGGUCCAGGUCCAAGUCCGUCUCCAGGUCCCGCUCGCGCUCCCCGGCCCCGGCUCAAGACAAACAGUCCCGUUCACGUUCCCGAUCCCGUUCUCGUUCCCGGUCCCGAUCCCGUUCGCGCUCCCGCUCCGCCUCAGCAGACAGCAAACACUGAAGCAGUUUCCUCUGUAACAGAGACUGAUAUCUGCUGACCGCAGGCCUCAGCGAUGGUGUGAAGUUUAUCGUUUUCUUUUUUUAAAAUAAAGGGGAGAAAUUUGACUUUUACAAACCCUCAGUCUUUAAUGUGCGCAUAUUUGGCUUUGGUUUGUGUUUUAUUUUCUCUGUAAUUCUUAGUUUUUUGGACGUGCUUCCACACAGAAGAGGUUUUUUUUCUUCGUUGUCAUGAUUUAAACAUUUCCAUCUUUCAGAGCCCGUUCAUAUCUCGAUGAAAUCAGUGAUGCUGCUGCUGGAGUCUGUUUGUAGCCGUCUGCUGUGUUUUUGAUUCCAUCCACUCCUCUGUGCUUUGAGAGAAUCGCCGAUGUAUUUGGUUUGAGCUCCUGUCAUGAAACUGUGACUACGCUUCCGAUGAGGCGCUUCUACACGUGUUGCAUUCACUGCCCUGAUAUGUGAACAGAGAGAAACAUCUCAGCUGGUGAUUUAGUUCAACCAGAGUCAUGCUUUUGGAAUCUGGCAUUAGUUUUUUUUUUUUUUUUGUUAAUUUGUGUGUUUCUGGUUUAUUAUUACCUCCUGUUCCUCCAGUCUGUCCAGGAUCUAAAAACAUCUUUUCUUUCAGAAGGUUUAUUAAUUUGAUACUAAUGAAACACCCGCAGCAUAUCAUGAUUUCUUUUUUUUUUUUUGUUAGUGUUUUUUUUAAGUAUUUUGUUAAAAUAAUCCUCGGUGGGUCAGGAGUUGAUUUAAAAAGUCUGAAGUUUGACCUUUCACAAACUGUUUAAUCUGUUGACGUCUUUCUGUCCUGCAGUGAUUUCAGCACAAAUGUAUGCAAACGUCAGGUUGGAACACGAAUAAACAUGUUUGAUUUUAAA